This is a messenger RNA of Neocloeon triangulifer, 891 nucleotides long. RefSeq names its product chymotrypsin-2-like. Gene Ontology annotation, molecular function: serine-type endopeptidase activity. The record is from RefSeq and is a predicted model, not a curated record. Lineage: Eukaryota; Metazoa; Arthropoda; Insecta; Ephemeroptera; Baetidae. Gene Ontology annotation, biological process: proteolysis. Bases 34 to 783 code for a protein of 249 amino acids. The transcript has 5 exons.
GUUUCGAAUAAAUCUGUCAGAGAAAUACGAAACAUGAGCCAAAGAAUUUUGAUCUCGGCAAUUAUUUCCCUCGUCUUCUCAGGUGGCGUUUACUGCAGUCACGAAGGAAAAGGGGUCGGGGCCGCUUCAGGAGAGAUUCCGUGGCACGUGUCCAUUCGUUUCGACGGAAAAGCCUUCUGCAGUGCGGCAAUUGUGUCCCGCGAGUGGAUUUUGACCAGAGCUCAGUGCCUUUUGACUUACAACACCUCGGCUGACCGUCUGGACGUAAACGCCGGCAGUAUCAGAUAUGAUCAGAUAAAUUCCCUCCACCUGGCCGUGGAUAAACAGGAUCACCCUGGUUACAACUACGAUGGAGGGAACGGAACUCACGAUAUUGGUCUAUUAAAGGUUUCUCCUCCCUUUGAAUGGAGCAAUUUGAUUGCUCCCAUUGCCCUGCCUGAUUCAAACCUCCCGACAGGUCAAGCAGUCUCAUUUUCAGGAUGGAACUCUUACUUGCUAUAUCCAAAUUACGCUUGGCUUGUACGUGUGGACGGUGUGAUAAUCGACCCUGUUGAGUGCCAAAACUCUUUCCCGUACCCUUUGCACGAGCUGGCAAUUUGCGCCGACGCCCCAGAGAUCGGACAGUCGUUCGAGUGUCCUCACGACACAGGUGGGCCGCUUUUCGCUGACAGAGUUCUUUACGGAGUCAACACUUGGAAGAACGGCUGCGAUCUUGCGGAGCCAAGUGUGUUCAUCAGCGUUUUCGAUCAUAUUGAUUGGAUCAGAAAUGUCACUGGUGUGUAAUAAAAAAGUUAAAUUUUAAUAAUUAUGAUAUAUAAUGCCAAAUUUAAUGAUAAUAAUUUUAAAUAUGAAUAAAUGUCUUGAUAUGCAGAAGUAAAUUAAAUAAAAUUU